This is a messenger RNA of Penicillium angulare, 2343 nucleotides long. RefSeq lists its product as uncharacterized. NCBI's taxonomy places the organism in Eukaryota, Fungi, Ascomycota, Eurotiomycetes, Eurotiales, Aspergillaceae. Bases 1 to 2343 code for a protein of 780 amino acids. The transcript is spliced from 6 exons. The record is from RefSeq and is a predicted model, not a curated record. Gene Ontology annotation, molecular function: oxidoreductase activity.
AUGCGAGCUUGGGCUUCAACAUUAGCCAUUGGGCUUAUAGCUCCAACUUCAGUUCUGUCCCACACAAUCGCUACAAGAAAGACAGAAUCAACUCUCUGCGCAGCAGACAGUCGCCAGAUUGUUUCGAAUAGCAGUGAUAUCUGGCCAUGGCAGACAUACAAAUCCUCCAACCUCACACCGCCGCAUCUCACGAUAAACAAAACGAGCGAGGAUCUAGCUUCCGGAUUACUCUUUAUCGGUCAAGAAGACGAUAGCACCACCGGCGUGAAAGAAAUUUCACCAUUCAUCUUAACAGAUGAUAAUGAGCUUGUAUGGGGUGGACCAGUUGGAGACUCUUCCAACUUCCGCCAACAAUACUGGGGAGAGAAGUCUGUUAUCUCUUUCUGGGUUGGUACAGGCAAGGCCGCUUAUGGAGCUGAUGCGGGUCGAGGAUGGGGCGAGGUACAGAUUUACGAUGAUGAGUAUAAUUUGUUGAAGUCGGUUUGUUUGCAACUCAAUUUGACUCUGCCUACUGGUACGACUACGGAUUGCGAUGCGGAUGUCCAUGAGUCGUUCAUCACGGAGGAUAAUACUAUUCUCUUGACUGCGUAUAAUACUUCUCAGGCGGAUUUGACUUCUCUAGGUGGAGAUAAGGAUGGAUGGGUUUAUGAUUCUAUUGCUGUUGAGCUUGAUCUGGAGACCAAUGAGCCUGUGUUUAUCUGGAGUCCGCUCGCUCACUUGAAUGUCAACCUUACUCAUGAGCCGUUUACUGGUUCGAACCUGACAGACCCAUUUGAUUGGUUUCAUAUCAACUCCAUUCAGAAGUGGGGAGAUCACUAUCUGAUCAAUUCGCGUCAUCUUUGGCGUACAUUCCUGGUUAAUCGCCAGGGUGAGAUCGUCUGGUACAUCGAUGGUGCAGAUGGAGGCGACUUUGGUACACUACCCACCAACGGAACCUUUUCCUGGCAACACAUGGCCCGUCUUCGCAACGUCUCCUCAAACCCCAACGAAGUUCUCCUUAGCUACUUCAACAACGACCUCGACUCAGCAACUGCCACCAACCCCUCCAAGGGCCUUACCCUCCGCUUGACACUCCCUCCCAACCCGGAAAAUCCUCCAAAGCUAGAAACCGACUUCUACGACCACAAAUACCCCAUCUCCUCCGCCGCCGAAGGAUCCUUUACACCCCUCGACAAUGGAAACACACUCAUGGGAUACGGCGACGAGCCCUACAUCAAAGAAUACGGCCCAUCAGGCGAUCUGCGCUGGUCGGUCCAAUUCGCAGGCUACAAUCUCGGUCAAAGCUACCGUGUCUAUAAACAGGAAUGGCACGCGACUCCAUACUAUAAGCCGAGUCUUGUGGUUGGUACUGUCACUGCUAAAGAUGAUUUGAGUGAGUGUGCGGGCUCAUCAUCACUUCGAGGAUAUGUUAGCUGGAAUGGAGCUACGGAUGUUGAAAAGUAUGAGGUUUAUGCUGGGAAUAGUCAGAAGAACCUGAAGUCUCUGGGUGAGAUUGAGAAGAAGGGAUUUGAGACACAGUUUACGUUGCCGGGUGGUACGAAGGUGGUGCAGGUUGCUGCUAUACAAUCUGGUCGUGCUAUCAUCAUGGCCAAAACAAUUAUCGUAACUGGAGCUUCCCGAGGCCUCGGUCUCGCAAUUGCCAAAUAUCUACUCUCAGCCCCUCAAUCCCACAAUGUAGUUGUCAUGGCACGCAACGUUGAGCUUCUCAAAAAGCUCAAAGACGAAUACCCAAAGCAAGUCGAGGUGGUAAGCGGGGAUCUGGCAGAUUUCUCCCUCGCACAAAAAGCCGUCGAUGCGGCAAUCAAGUCAUUCGGUCAACUGGACGGUAUGGUUCUUAACCAUGGUAUUUUGGGCCAAACGGGCAAGAUUGCCGUUACAGAUGUUGCGGAGUGGCAGAAGGCAUUUAAUGUUAAUUUCUUCAGCUUGGUUGCAUUUGCUACGGCGGCUCUUCCUGCUCUCCGCGAGUCCAAGGGAAGAAUCAUCCUUACUUCUUCCGGAGCAGCUGUGAAGAAGUAUCGUGGUUGGGGUAUUUAUGCCGCGAGCAAGGCUGCCCUGAACAACUUUACACAGACGCUUGGGGCUGAAGAGCCGGAUGUUGUAUCUAUCUCUAUUCAGCCUGGAAUGGUUGAUACGGAUAUGCAGAAGGAUCUGCGCGAGGAGCGCGGCACAACUCUCGAUGCUGAUAUGCACUCGAAGUUUACUGGGGCUUUUUCCGCUGGUGCGCUUCUCAAGCCUGAGCAGCCGGGUCAUGUUUUCGCUAAGGCGGUUCUUGAUGCGCCGGUCGAGUUGUCGGGAUUGUCUAUUGCAUGGAACGACAAGGAGCUUGCAGCUUUCCAGGACUAG